Messenger RNA from Rotaria sp. Silwood1, 528 nucleotides. NCBI's taxonomy places the organism in Eukaryota, Metazoa, Rotifera, Eurotatoria, Philodinida, Philodinidae. The record is from the annotation of a GenBank genome assembly.
AUGUUGUCAAGUUUAGUUGCACGUUAUCGUAUAGUAACUGAUCAGUUAAUUCGAUAUACUCAAUUUUUAUUUUCUUCACCUACAUUUGCAUUUAUUGAUCUACCAACAACAUUAACAACUCCAAAAUUAUCUUUACCUGAUAUGUCAAUAUUAUUAGCACAAAAACAUCGUGCAACUAUUGAACGUCGUCGUAUAAGACGUCAUUCAGAUUUACCAAUGUCAUUAAUGAUUAAAUAUGGUACACCACGUCAAGAUCUACAUCAAUGUUUAGAAUGUGGUACAUGGCAUGAAAAAAAAACUAUAUGUGGAAAUUGUUAUGAUCGUAUAAGAAAAGAAACUCAAGUUAUGAAAGAUUCAUAUCCAAAUAAAGAUGAAUUUAACUAUAAUCAUCCUCAACAAGAAAUUGUUUAUGUUUAUAAAAAUGAUGAAAAAUUUCAUGAUGAUACUAAGCGUAUUGUUGAAAUUCAACGUGAACGACCAACAUGGUUUUCAAAAAAUUUAAUACCAAAAAUAAAUACAACGAAAUAG